UUAUGCUUAUGACAUUCAAGAAAAAACAAGAAAAAGAGCCAAGUUUCCUGAUUUAGUGGAAUUUGUGUACAAACAAGCAAAGGUUGCCAAUGACCCGCUGUUUGGAGAUAUCUUGGACUCCACUUCAAGUAAUCAGAACAACUCAAAAAAGCAAACAAGCAUUAGAAAAAGUGAGUCUAAAAGAAGCAGCUUUGCUGUGAAUAUGUCUGCUAUUGAAAAUAAUGUCAAUAAAAGCCAACCUGAGAAGAAACCUUUUGCAGUCAAGUCAGCAAGUGUCUUUCAAAGAUCCUUGUCUUUACUGUCAGAAGAACCAUGCACUGAAUGCAUGCAACAAGAUUCGAGAACAGCCUCUGAAAGAAAGAAUUCAGUUCUUGAAAACGAACGGCCUUUGUUUUGGGUGUCUGACGGCAGGUCGUAUGUCCAAGGACUGUAAAAAAAGGGCCUCUUGUCCAGAUUGUUCAUUCAAGCACCCAGCUAUCUUGCACGUUGUUAAGGAAGAUGCUUCAUCAAAGAACAACAGUGCGAAUGACAGCUCACAAAGCACAAGUGAAGUCACAAGUGCCCUCGUAUCUGCAGGGUGCAGAAGAGGUGACCAUACUGGGGCCGGGAACAGUGAGUGUAUUCUUCCCAUCGUACCUGUGCAGAUAAAACACAAGAAAGACACAAACAUAAUUAAUACCUAUGCUUUCCUGGAUCAAGGAAGUACAGCGACUUUCUGCACUGAAGACUUGGCGAAGAAGUUGAAUAUGCGAGGCAGAAAGACAGAAUUCCUGCUUCGCACUAUAGCGCAAGAACAGAAAGUGAUUAGCUAUGAACUUAACGAUCUGGAGGUGUGUGGCAUAGAAGAGCAUGAUUACAUUCAGCUGCCCAAUGUGUAUACUCAGCCAGAUAUACCUGCAGAAAAGGCCAACAUCCCACAGAAGAAAGAUUUGGAGAGGUGGUCUUACCUGAGUCGAGUCCAUCUCCCAAAACUUGAAGCAGAUGUUGGUCUGCUCAUCGGUGUCAACGCGUAUAAAGCCAUGGAGCCGUGGGAGAUCAUUAAUAGCCAGACUGACGGACCAUACGCUGUGAAGACAGCUCUUGGUUGGGUCGUCAAUGGGCCAAUUAGCAGAUGCCAAGAGAAAGAAUCAGAUGAUGGCAAAAGACAAAGUUUCCUUGUCAACCGUAUUUCUGUGAUAAGCCUUGAUGACAUGCUGAUGAAGCACUACAAUGCAGAUUUUCCAGAAAGAAGAUGUGACAACAGACGAGAACAGUCUCAACAUGACAAGCAGUUCAUGCAUACGGUGACAGCAUCAGCCCAGCUCGUGGAUGGUCACUUCCGCAUCAAGUUGCCUUUGAAGGAUGACAAGGUGAAGAUGCCAUGCAAUCGUGGUAUUGCAGAACAGAGGCUUAACUCUUUGAAGAGGAAGUUCAGUAGGAAUACAGACUUCGUUCAUGAGUACAAGGCUUUUAUGGACAACAUACUGGAAAAAGGCUACGCAGUAAGGGUUCCAGAAGAACAGUUGACUCGCAGUGAUGGAAGAUUAUGGUUCAUUCCACACCAUGGGGUGUACCAUCCAAAAAAGAGGAAACUCAGAGUCGUUUUUGACUGUGGGGCAACUUACCAAGGUGUGUCCCUAAAUGACCAGUUGUUGCAAGGGCCUGACUUAACUAACACCCUCAUCGGAGUGUUGCUGAGAUUCAGACAGGAGCCUGUCGCCAUGAUGGCAGAUAUCGAGUCCAUGUUUUACCAGGUGUGGAUUACAGACACGGACACAGAUAUGCUACGCUUUCUCUGGUGGCCAGGCGGUAAUCUGAAUGUGGAAGCAGUAGAGUACAGAAUGUGUGUGCAUCUGUUCGGUGCUACAUCAUCCCCUAGUUGUGCGUCAUAUGCAUUGAGAAGAACAGCAGAGGAUGCAGCAUCAAAGAGUACCCCAGAAGCCACACAGACAGUCCUCAAGAACUUCUAUGUGGACGACUGUUUGAAGUCGGUAGCCACAGAAGACAAAGCCGUUGCUCUUGUGAGGGAGCUGAUGACGUUGUGUGCCAGUGGUGGUUUCCAUUUGACCAAAUGGGUCAGCAACAGCAGAACCCUGCUGGGUUCCAUUCCUGGUCACGAACGAGUGGCUGAAGUCAAAGAUCUUGAUUUGGAGCAUGAUGAGUUACCAGUGGAACGGGCAUUAGGCAUACAGUGGUGCACAAGUUCUGACAGCUUCAAGUUCAAAAUAAAUCUGCCGGACAAGCCAUGCACAAGACGAGGCAUAUUAUCUGUAGUCAGUUCAGUGUAUGACCCAAUGGGUUUUUUGGCACCACUCCUACUACCUGUCAAGUUCAUUUUAAGAGAUCUCUGCCAAGAGAAGAAAUGUUGGGGCGAAGAGAUCCACGAAAAGUCAUGCCGGACAUGGAUGAAGUGGCUGACAGACUUAGACAAGCUUUCAGAACUCAGUCUGAACAGAUGUUUCAAACCCCUUGCAUUUGGUCCCACAAAUGCUGCUCAAAUCCACAAUUUCUCAGACGCUAGUCAAGAUGGAUAUGGCGUUGUGUCGUAUCUCUUGCUGACAAAUUACCGGGGUGAGAAACAUGUAGCAUUCUUGAUGGGAAAGUCCAGAGUCGCUCCAAUUAAACAGAUCACGAUCCCGAGAAUGGAGUUGACAGCAGCGACGGUUGCAGUCAAGAUCGAUCGGAUGUUGAAAGAAGAACUUGAAGUUCUCCUGUUGGAGUCAGUUUUCUGGACGGAUAGUACAACAGUACUAAAGUACAUUGAAAACGAUGCGCUACGUUUCAAGACCUUUGUGGCAAACCGUGUCUCUUUCAUUAGAGAAGCGACUACAUCUUCUUAGUGGAAGUAUGUCAAUACCUCACAAAACCCAGCAGAUCAGGCUUCAAGAGGUUUGAAGAUUCAGAGCUUCAUGGAAAGUAAAAGCUGGUUUCAGGGGCCUAGUUUCCUGUGAAAAGAAGUUGAAUGGCCGGAACAAGCUGAACAGUGUACUUACCUGACUGAAGAUGAUGUUGAGGUGAAGACAUCCACUGCAGUGUCAUGCACAAACUCAAACGAGUGCACAGAUCCAUUGAACCAGCUUGUUGAGUAUUACUCCAGUUGGCAUAAGCUGAAAAAGGCAGCAGCCUGGAUUUUGCACUUAAGAAGGACGUUGCAACACCUGAGCGAGAAAAGAAAAGAGUUUGAGCAGAACAUACCGCAGAAUGAGAAUGAUCCGGAGAAGUGCAGGCAGGCCAGUCUGAAUGAGGCAGCUGAGAGGUAUUAUGGGAAGGCAGCAGAGCUAAGACCUGAUCAUCCAGCUGCUCUGAUGAAUCUUGGGGCUAUCUUCCACCUUAAUGGGAAACUGAAGGAGGCAGAGAGCAACUACCUCCGUGCACUGCAGCUCAAACCAGAUGACCUCAUCACUCAGUCCAACCUCCACAAACUCUGGAAUGUCAUGCAGAAACGGGGCCUGCAAACUACUGGGUCAUGAUCUUCUUCCACAACCCCUGCAGAUAUUUGAUCAUAUUUGAUAUGUGCGGUUUUGUGGUGUUAGAACUCCUACAGUACAUUUUUGUCUUGGCUUGAGGAAUUCAGCUCAAACCAAGAGCUUAAAUGGGCCCACAAUACUGAGAAUUGUUUCGAGGCUGGAGUUAAAUUCACAUCUUUCAUUCAACAAACCUUGAGAACAGAGCUGUAGCAGCUACUAUAAGUAGGCUACCACAGUGACCAGUACAUUAAGAAAACCCCAGAGAACUCACGAGUGAAUGUUGGAUGCGAUUAUCCUGGUGGCUUUACUGAUGCACUUACAGUUGAAGUGUUUUGUGAGAUUACCGCAUCAUUGAUGACCAGGAGCACCAAUGAGGAGAACAUUCAGUGUAUAUGUCAAGAGAAACAAGACAAUGUGGAAGCCAUUGUCUACUGCCAGUCAUGUAUUUUUCCCCAAAAUCCUUCAAAAUAUAUUUGCAAUAAUUUAUUGCUAAAGUUCCGAUCAAGUCUGUUUAUUUAAAAAAAAAAAAAAUGGUGGUGGGGGGUUCAUGUCUUCUCUUGCCCAGAAACAUUUAACCAUAAUA
Molecule: messenger RNA, 4029 nt
Organism: Xyrauchen texanus (razorback sucker)
Lineage: Eukaryota; Metazoa; Chordata; Actinopteri; Cypriniformes; Catostomidae
Exons: 3
Coding region: 222-2819 (865 amino acids)
Source: RefSeq, a predicted model, not a curated record